AUGGCGUCUGCGACGCAGAGGCUCGAAACUAAGCAGCAGACCAUAGAGGAUGCCUACUCGCCUCCCGCAAACUUUUUAGAAAUCGAUGUUUGCAAUCCACAAGUUCAUGGCGAUGCAAAGUCUCGCUACGUUGAUUAUGAAGUAAAACUUAAGACAAAUCUCCCAGUUUUCCGUUUGCAAGAAUCGAGUGUCCGUCGUCGAUACCGAGAUUUCGACUGGUUGCGUGGGGAACUUGAUCGCGAGAGUAAGAUUAUUGUGCCUAAGCUACCCGGGAAGGCUUGGAAACGCCAAUUUCCCUUCCGCGCUGAUGAUGGUUUGUUUGAUAGUGACUUCAUUGAGGCACGGCGUAAAGGCUUGGAAGAAUUCAUAAAUAAAGUUGCCGGUCACCCACUUGUGCAAAACGAGAAGUGUCUUCACAUGUUCCUCCAAAGUGAGCUCAUCGACCGGAACUACAAGGCAGGAAAAAUCAACCAUCCUUAG
This is a messenger RNA of Mesocestoides corti, 480 nucleotides long. NCBI's taxonomy places the organism in Eukaryota, Metazoa, Platyhelminthes, Cestoda, Cyclophyllidea, Mesocestoididae. The record is from the annotation of a GenBank genome assembly.